Molecule: messenger RNA, 2850 nt
Organism: Didymodactylos carnosus
Lineage: Eukaryota; Metazoa; Rotifera; Eurotatoria; Philodinida; Philodinidae
Source: the annotation of a GenBank genome assembly
AUGGCUCAACGAAAAUUGCUAACAAAUGACUCUAAAAAUCCUUCCGAUGCCUCACCAAGUGAAAUAGAUGUUGAAAUAGAUCACGACAAACAUGCAAAUCUAGUCGAAAAUGAAUCAGACGGUUUAGAAACAGCAUGCUAUCGUAAAUGUCAUGGUCAAUUUUCAUUAAACGAAACAGAAAAUCAUUUUCAAUAUGAAAUUCCACUAGAUUUUAGUCCAUUUGAACGAAAUUUAUCAACAUUUACUCAAGAACAGUAUGAACGUCUUGAUGAAUUACUCUUGAAUGGUAGCACAAUAUUUGAUUUACAAAAAUUAUUCCAAUCGAAACGUUUGACAUCCUAUGAACUAUGUUUAUAUUAUUUAAAACGCAUACAAGAUAAAAAUAAAUAUUAUAAAGCUAUUUUAGAAUUAAAUCCACAAUUAUUAAAUGAUGCAAGAGAAAUUGAUAAAAACAGAACAGUUGAACAACGUUCACAAGUUUAUGGAUGCGUAGCGGCAUUUAAAGGUAAUAUUUCAAUAUCAGGUUUAUACAAUGAUUGUGGUUCGUAUGUGUUACAUUCAAAACGUAUGAUUAUUGAUGCUCCUAUCGUCAAAUAUUUUCGUUCGCAGGGUGUCCUAAUUCUUGGUCGAUGCAAUUUAUCUGAAUGGGCCUAUGGUAUGACCACAAAAGCGCCAAGUGGUUUUUCUUCUGUAGGUGGCCAAUGUUUACAUCCUGAUGACUAUCAUCAAGAUAUAUCUGGAUCAUCAUCGGGUUCUGCAUGUGCUUUAAGAUUAAAUAUGUGUACAUUUACAAUUGGAACUGAAACUGCUGGAAGUUUAUUGAGUCCAGCAAUGCAUGCCAAAAAUGUGUGUUCAUUGAAGCCAACGCAGGGAACGUGGCCCAAUAACGAGAUUAUACCAUUAAAUUAUGAUCAAGAUACAUGUGGACCAAUGACAAAAACGGUAGAAGAAUUAAUUUUCUUGCAUCAGAUCAUCUCUAAACAAUCGAUAAAUGAAAGAAAAAAUAUUUGCGUUGGAAUUAUUGGUGAAAAUGUUAAUGAUUUUUCACUAUUAACUCAAAUUUGUCAUCAUUUAAAUUAUUCAGUUGUUAAUUUAAAUAAAGAAAAAUCGAUUAUUAGUGAUUUUUUAACUAUCGUUACCGGUAAUCCUUCAACAUCUUCAAUUUCAUUUACUGAAUUUUUAUGUUAUGCAAUGAAACGAGAUAUAACCGAUUAUUUAUCAUCUCAUUCAACACUGUACGAUAAUUGUUCAUCUCUUGAUCAAGUAUAUACAUGGAACAAAGAACAUUCCAAGUAUAUACCAUACGGACAAGAAUUAUUUACAAAAGCAUGUGAAGAAACAAUUACAGAAGAACAGUAUAUCAAUUAUAAACAAGCAUUAGAACAAGCUUGGACAAAUUUUAAACAAAUAUGUAAAAUUAAAAUGACGUCUAAUAUAAUGAGAGAUGGUCCUCCUAAUUUUAAAGAAAAUCGUACAUUAUCUGCUGAAUCAACAACUUCAGAAGGAGACAAUAAUGAGUCGAUAACGCCACCACCUGCCUACAAUUGGGAAAAAGAUAAAAGAAAAUCAAAAAUAUUUGAUGAUGGAACAAUAUCAUUUUUUUGGCGUACCCAUACGGUAACCGUAUUAACAAUAUCAAUGGCCAUUUUAUUUUAUGUGGCCAUAUUUGAAAAACAAAAUCUUGAUUCUAGUUUUAAUACAAAACGAGGUUUAUUAGCAUGUUCUAUAUUUUUUCUGUUAUUUGGCGUUGUUAUCACCCCAGAUGGGCCGUUCAUUCGACCACAUCCAGCAUUAUGGCGUCUGGUACUAUGUUUCAGCGUUUUAUAUGAAAUUUUAUUAAUUUAUAUUUUGUUCCAAAAUGUUGAUGAUGCGAGACAUUUAUUAACUCAUAUUGAUCCAGAAUUGGGUAAACCAUUACCAGAUAAAGAUUAUGGUGGAAGUUGUCGGAUUUAUGAUUGGGAAAAUCCAUCAGAUCCAUUUCAUUCAUUCAGAGAUAAAAUGGAUGGUUUUGUGUUAUCACAUUUUUUUGGUUGGUGGUUAAAAACAUUGAUAUUACGUGAUUUUUGGUUAUGUUGGGUAACAUCAAUUGGUUUUGAAGUAUUGGAAUAUUCAUUAGAGCAUCAAUUACCGAAUUUUAGUGAAUGUUGGUGGGAUCACUGGAUAUUAGAUGCUUUGAUAUGUAACGGUGGUGGCAUUUAUUUGGGACUGAAAACGUGUGAAUAUUUAAAAAUGAAACCGUAUAAUUGGAGAGGAAUGUGGAAAAUUCCAACUGUUAGGGGUAAAAUAAUGCGUGUAUUAGGACAAUUUACUCCGCACGAUUGGUUAGAAUUUUCAUGGCGUCCACAAUCAUCGUUAAAGCGUUGGUGUGCAAUGUUGGGCAUAAUAACGAUGUUAUUUUUAGCUGAAUUGGGCACAUUUUAUUUAAAAUUUAUUCUUUGGAUACCGCCGCCUCAUCUCCUUUGUUUAGGAAGAUUAUUAUUCUUUUUACUAGCGGGUGGAGUGGCUAUGAGGGAAGUAUUCGAAUAUUUGGAUAACAGUGAAUGUAAAAAGUUUGGUCGUCAAUCGUGGCUAAUAAGUGCAAUUAUUAUUACUGAAGUUCUAAUUGUAUUAAAAUUUGGUUGGAAUAUUGUUACUUUACCAUUUCCAUUUCAUAUUACCGUCCUUUGGUUAACAAUUAUUAUUUUACUGUUCCUAUGGACAGUUUAUCAAUUUUGGUUUAAAAAAUUGAUUCAUUGGCAUCAUCGACGAUCAAGUGCACCUGUCAUACAACUUCAAUCAGAAACAGAACAAUCAACAAAUUACUCGUCUGAUGAUAAUAGUACACUGAGACGUCGAACUAUUUUGGAAUAA